Messenger RNA from Hyaena hyaena (striped hyena), 835 nucleotides. RefSeq names its product histidine rich carboxyl terminus 1 (gene HRCT1). The record is from RefSeq and is a predicted model, not a curated record. The transcript has a single exon. Lineage: Eukaryota; Metazoa; Chordata; Mammalia; Carnivora; Hyaenidae. The coding region runs from base 14 to 367 and encodes 117 amino acids.
GUCCAGCCCCCAGAUGCUAGGCCUCCUGGGGAGCACGACCCUUGCGGGCUUGAUCACAGGCACGGCUGUGGCUCUUCUGCUGUUGGUGCUGCUGCUGGCCACCUGCCUGUACCAUGGACAGCAGGACCAUGAUGUGGAGAGGAACCGCCCGGCUGCGAGGAGAAACCGAGUCCGGUGGGCCCAGCCUUGGCUCUUCCCGGGCCACGGCCACCCGGGACACUCUCACUGUUUCCGCCAUCCUGGCCACGUGUCUCACACGCACCAUGUGGGCCUCCACCACCACCACCUCCACCGACACCUCCACCACCAAGCCCACCACCAAGCCCACCACCACGCCCACCACCAUGCCCACCGAGGCCACCACUGACGCCUGUGAAUGGCGGCCACUGCCUGCCCUCCUGUGGACCCCCACGCUCCUGUGCAGAAGGGCGCCUCUCUGUGGUAAACACUGGGUACUGUGCCCUGGGUCCUGCUUGGCUUCUUUUGCAUACUACUCACCCCCCAGGGCACUAUAAGGAGAGAACUGAGGAGCACUGGGGGUGGCCCUGUGCACACUGGAGGGUAACAAGGUGAGAGCAGAGGUGGUCCCUCAGAGACGGACAGCACCUGUGACUGUAACUCCCAGGGGACACCAGUGCAUGUGGAUACACAGAAGAUGUAUCUUGCUCCCUGAAGUGCUGUCUUCUGAUUUACUCAGGCCUCUGGCCCGGGGUCGGGGGGCGGGAGGGUAGCUGGGAAGGGCCAGCAGUGCCCUUGUGUUUGGAGAAGGCAGGAUGAGGCUGCAAUGUCAGUUCACUGGUGCCUUAAUGCAAGAAAAUAAAAACCACGAGAAGAA